AUGUCAGUAAAUACAACCAAGGUUUUUGAUGAUAAUUCUUUCUUGCCAAUUGUUUAUGAAGCCAACUUUACUGUUGACUUAGAAAUUUUUGAAGAGUUUAAAGCUUGGCUACAGGAACACCUUAGCACUACCUUGAAUACCAAAGCUGGUUUUCGUGACGCUGAAAUAUUUCAACGUGACCCGCAAAAGGAUGGUAGUGACGAAAUUAAGAAUCCUGAUCAAGUUCACAAGUAUAUUACUGUGCUAUUUGAAAUAGAUAAUAAAGAGAAUAUUGAUCAUUAUUUGAAAGAGGAGUCUUCUAAAGUCAAGGAAACCUUGGAAUCCAAAUUUAAGAAAUCGUCGGUAACUACUUCAUAUCGUAUUCUAUACCCUGUUUCGCUGUGGGCCAAAAGAAAAAGUUUGGAAAAAUCA
Molecule: messenger RNA, 411 nt
Organism: Dentiscutata erythropus
Lineage: Eukaryota; Fungi; Glomeromycota; Glomeromycetes; Diversisporales; Gigasporaceae
Source: the annotation of a GenBank genome assembly